AUGGAUACGCUUGUCGUCGAGACUCAUCCAAUCGGUCAAGGAGGAAAUGGGGCUGUCUACAAAUUGAUUGGAUAUCAACCACCAGCAGUGAUCAAGUACCUGAUCAACGUAAACGAACAACAGAGGCUCGGCUUCGUGCACAAGGAUGUGAAACCGGGAAACGUUUUUAUCACAAAAGAUUGGACGGUUAAACUUGGGGACUUUGGAAGUGUCCGUGCUUGUGAUGGAACAUCGAUUGAGGCUUUCAGAGGGACAAUUCGAUACUCGGUUCCUGAUCAAAUAGGAAUCCCUGAAUUAGGGGAAAAUCCGACGGAAGAAGAGAAGGAGCUACGAAAAAGAUGCUAUCACCGAAAUGAUGUUUACAGCCUGGGACUUGUUUUGUGGGAGCUAAUAGAGAGACGACAAGUCUAUUCGAAUUACGAGAAAGUCGAUGGUUACAAUGGAAAAAUGUUUAAUGAAAGUCUUUUUUACUCAUUCAUCCAAGCAAAUAAACAAUUCGAUUUGGAACCAAUCAAUUGCAUCGAAGAAUUGAAAGUGAUUUUUGAGAAUGCAACAAAAUUUCUUGCCUUGGAAAGAUCGGAUGCAAUGGAGACUCGAGAUCAAUUGGCACAGCUAGAGAAAGAAAGUUGGGUGAAUGAAUUCAUCGAAGCACCAAGGGAAGAUAACGAGGAAAGAGAUUUGGUUAAACCAAAGGGCUUUGACGGGACAAGGCAUCGAGUUCUGGUGGCUUCUUUAAAACUAGAUGAUGCUGUCAACGAGGAAGAUUACAUUGUUCCCGAUCCAGAGAUGUCUGAUUCUUCCUCCGAUGGCGAUUUGCUGUAUUCUCAUGAUGAGCCCAUUGAUUUCUUCAUGAUCAUCGACGCAAUGCGCGAGAAAAGCGCGCAAAUCUUGAGAACUCAAAAGUUGAAGUUGGCCAAAAUGUUGCCGUUGGAUGAAGUGAAUAAACCGAAAUUUGAAUUACCGAAGAAAAUUGCCUCGGGCAUGUUCAAUAUUAUGAUUGGUCUCCGAAAGCGGCAAAAAUCUAUU
Messenger RNA from Mesorhabditis belari, 1026 nucleotides. The record is from the annotation of a GenBank genome assembly. Lineage: Eukaryota; Metazoa; Nematoda; Chromadorea; Rhabditida; Rhabditidae.